GUCAAUGUCAAACAAAGGCAAAGUUUGUUUACUAUUUUCUUUUUUAUUCAUUGCAUUUAGUUAAAUUAAUUUGAAAACGUUUAUCUAUCGAAUUUAACUUCAGAUUUUACUUAUAUAUUUUAUAUAAUAUCAGAUUUCCAUUAAGUCUUUCUAUGUAAUAAAUCUUCGCGAGUUUCAGGAUAUCCUUGAUUUCUAACCCGCUCGCCUUAUCAGUAAGGGACUAAUCAUGUAUUAUCUACCCCCAUAUUUUAUUAGGUCCGGUUUCUUGACAGUGAUAUAGAUAAGCUACAGUCGAAUAAUAAUUUGGAUCGUGAAUGGCGUAAUCAGUGUUUCUUCCAUUAAUUAGUAAUGUCUUUAUUAAACUAUGUGAAUCCGUUUAGGAUAUCUAGAGAGUAUGUAAGGGUACCUAUAGAGGCGUUUAUAACUCGUCAGUAUUUGGAGUAUAAAAAGAAGACUGAAGAUGGCAUUACCAGUGCUAAGGAACUCUUGUAUAGAGCGGGAGUGAUAACUUUAUUUCUGACAGCAAUUUUGUGGAUUUCUAUAUUUAUGUAUGUAAUUUUUUAUUACACAUACAUGCCCAACGUCACGCAUGUUCGGCCGGUGCAUUUACAGUUCAAAUCAUGCGAGGAGAACAUGGGAACAUGCUCAUUCCCAUCCGCACAUGUCCAGCUCACGAGACGCGCCUCUAUGCUCAUGUCUACCCAAUCGUACCACAUCAAACUGGUCCUCGACAUGCCUGAAUCACAGAUGAAUAAGGAUUUAGGCAUGUUCAUGGUUUGCGCUCAAAUGCGCGCCAAAGGAGGCGUGCUCGUGUCGUCGUCGUGUCGCUCCGCUAUGCUUAGACAUCGGUCCAAGCUACAUGAAGUCAUACGUACAUUCAUUCUGUCUCCAUUCCUACUGAUCGGAGUGGACGAGGAGAAGCAACAGCUGCAGGUGGAACUCUUCAGCGACUUCGAGGACGAUCCGAAUAUGCCAGUCACGGACGCGUACGUGGAGCUCCAGUCGCGGUACGCACAGGUGUACUCGUGCGAGUUACACGUGCUGGCGCACUUCACCGGCCUUAGAUAUUACAUGUUCAAUUGGCCGAAGGUCUCGGCAUUUAUUGGUAUCAACACGAAUCUUUUCUUCGUAACGUUGGUAUUCAUUCUAAGCUGGUACCAUCUGCAGGACGGGUUCGAAUUUUUGAAGAGAAAGUUUGGAGGGCAAACACCACCCGAAGACAAACCACUUGUGGGGAAGAUGAAAUUGGAGAGAGAUGAUUCACCUUCCUUCGCGGUUUACGAAGGUGACAUACUUCUAGAAGAGUUGCAGCGCAUAGAGCAAUCCAAAGUCAAAGAGGAAAAGAAAACAUAGCCAUAGACUCAGAGGAAUUGUGGUCCAGGCUCCUAAAGCUUUUAAAUGCUGUGAGAAUAUUACUAAAUAAAAAAAUAUCUUAAAGUCAAAAAGUUUGUUCAGAAAUUAGACCUUCAUAUGCACUUUUUCACGUCAUAACUCAAAUUUAAUUAUAUUUAAAGAAAUAAGCUACAAACUACUAGCUUGUGGGUUAGCUAUUAGUGGCACAGGUUGGAUGAUAUUUUAAAUGUAACUCUAAAUUAUAGUUUAUUCAAGAUUUAAGAAGCUCAGCUUUUUUGAUCAUGUUGUACGAUCGACCAAAAAUUUAGAAUUAACUUUUUUAUAUUUUGUAAUAUAAAAUUAUUAUGUAUUGGCAUCAAUUGCCUAGUUCUAUGAAGGUCAGAAAAAUUCAUAGACGUUUAAAGUUAUAAUCUAUACAAUACAUAUGUAUGUAUAUAUUACGGCUUAACCCCGAAGCGCGGCUAGACCUCGAUUUAGCCGGGCUCAGUUGGUUAAACCUAGUUGUAACCAACUUAGGCUAUGGUACUACAACAGCCAAAGUGGUGAUCGACGAUGAGCAGGAAACACCAAGGUCUGCCCAUACUUCGGCGUUUAGCCGUAAUAUAUACAUAUGUAUGGGUUAUAACUUUAGCUGUCCUAUAUAUGAUUCAAAGUUUAUAUAAAUAAAAAUAUUAACUACUCAAAAGUAAUUAAAAGACGGUUUUUAUGCAUACAAUUUUAUGUCAUAAUUUAACAUGGCAUACUUUUACUUAUCAUAAUAAUAGUUGCGCACUAUACUAAUUUGGCAUAAUGUUUUAGGCAAAAUGUUUUUACACGUACCUACCAUAAGCAUAACAAUUUUUAAGCAUAACAUUCUAAAGCAUAUUGGCGGCUUAUGGGUGGCCCGAGGCCACCCCGCCGCUACUGCUACACUAUAGCUAUAUUAAGUAGGCUGCUAUACUAGGUUUGCUAUACUAGUCCUGACCUACUGCUACACUAUAGCUUUAUGCAAAUCAAAAUUAUGGUAAAAUACAUUAGCCUAAACUAUAAUUAUGCUUAUUGAAAAGGCCUAACUCGUUAUGCUAAAUUAAAUUAGGAUAAAAAAUUUAUGCGAAAAAAGGGAUCCCCUUAAAACACAUGUCUCUAUAGCGUCAAAAAAUCUAGAUCUAAUCUAGAGUUUAUGAGAAAGAUGACCUGCAUUCGAAAAUUUCGAGAAAAGCCCAUCGCUCACAAACUAAUGAAUCUGACUGUAAUUCCAAAUAUUUUAUGUAAAACAUACUAAAAACUAAUGUUAAACAUCAUAUUUUACUCAUGACAUUUAUCCAUACUAAUAUUUAUAAAGAGAAAAGAUUUGUAUUUUUGUUUGUAAUGAAUAAACUCUAAAACAACUGGGCCGAUUUUGAUGAAAUUUGGCACAGAGAUAGGCUAAACCUUCAGGAGUGAUAUAGGUCACUUUUUAUUAAGGUUUUAUCCGAGCAAAGCCGGUAGUAGUAAUUUAACCAGCAAACAUUCCAACUUUCUUGUUUAUUAAUCGACUAUUUAAAAAAUCUGCGCUUUUGACGACUUCCGUGGCGUAGUGGACCGUGUCGUCCGCUAUCUGGAGGUCCUGGGUUCAAUUCCCUUUGCAGAUAUUUGUACAUGUGAUCACAAAUAUUUGUUUGCGGUUUUGGGUGUGUUGUGACCGUUUGUGUCCAUUGCAUCCACACAGCUUAGUGCUUAGUAGGCCGUUGAGUAUUGUCAAUAAAGAAAACUGUUGCCUUAGUUUGAAAAAUCACGACUAUUGUACUAAAAUAACUGUAGGUAAGGGUGAAUUAAUUAAUCCUAUGUUUUAAACCCGACACAAAAAGAGGGGUGUUAAUAGUUUGACCGCUAUGAGUCAAAAGUCAGUCGAAAGUAAAGUCUGCCUGUGUACGUGGCACCGUAGCUCAUCAACGAGUGAACCGAUUUGGAUGCGGUUUUUUUUAUUUGAUAGAAAAAUUUUAUGUUUUGUCAAAAUCGGUUCAGCCGUUCAAAAGUGGUAGCGAAAUAUUGAAAGUCGGGAUUUUUUAUUAUUUGUCUAACAAAUACACUUGUACUAUUCUAUAACCCUUCCUUGUCUAAUGUCGCGACAGAAAUAUUACUAUAGGGAGUAUUGUAAAGUUAGCUAAGUAUUGUAAUAUUUAUAAAUUUUGUCUUAAUAAUAUCUAUAAUGAAAUGAAAAGACUUAUAUUUAUUAAUGAGCCAAAUUAUGAAAGUGCAAUUUGUUUCUAUGUUAAGGAUUUUUUACUUUGGGAUGUUAAAUAAAUGUUAUUUUUUUGUGUAAA
Molecule: messenger RNA, 3635 nt
Organism: Plodia interpunctella (Indianmeal moth)
Lineage: Eukaryota; Metazoa; Arthropoda; Insecta; Lepidoptera; Pyralidae
Gene: Seipin
Product: seipin
Exons: 8
Coding region: 349-1353 (334 amino acids)
Biological process (GO): lipid droplet organization; lipid storage
Cellular component (GO): endoplasmic reticulum membrane
Source: RefSeq, a predicted model, not a curated record